This is a messenger RNA of Hipposideros armiger (great roundleaf bat), 1262 nucleotides long. Its product is annotated as sperm-associated antigen 6-like. NCBI's taxonomy places the organism in Eukaryota, Metazoa, Chordata, Mammalia, Chiroptera, Hipposideridae. Gene Ontology annotation, biological process: filopodium assembly; neuron projection extension; sperm axoneme assembly. Gene Ontology annotation, cellular component: microtubule cytoskeleton; axoneme; acrosomal vesicle. The record is from RefSeq and is a predicted model, not a curated record. Gene Ontology annotation, molecular function: microtubule binding.
GGCGGCGGGAGCCGGGUACCGCGGUGCCGCCCGCUCCACCGUGUGUCCCUGCGGUGUUCGAGCAGUACCAGAAAGCCCGGACCCAGUUCGUGCAGAUGGUGGCAGAGCUGGCGACCAGACCCCAAAACAUCGAGACCCUGCAGAACGCGGGUGUAGUGUCUUUGCUAAGACCUCUUCUUCUGGAUGUGGUCCCAACAAUUCAACAGACUGCUGCUUUGGCUCUUGGGAGACUGGCUAAUUAUAAUGAUGACCUAGUAGAAGCAGUUGUGAAGGACGACAUUCCUCCACAGCUUGUUUAUUCAUUGGAACAGAAUCAUUUUUAUAAGAAAGCAGCUGCCUUUGUGUUACAAGCAGUUGCUAAACAUUCUCCUCAAAUAGCUCAGAUAGUUGAAUACAGAGCACUGGAUAGGCUGGUGAUAUGCUUGGAAAAUUUUGACUCUGGAGUGAAGGAGGCUGUAGCCUGGGCACUUGGGUAUAUUGCAAGACAUAAUGCAGAACUGUCACAAGCUGUGGUGGACGCGGGAGCGGUUCCUCUUUUAGUACUCUGUGUUCAGGAGCCAGAAAUUGCUUUGAAAAAGAUUGCUGCUUCGGCUCUCAGCGAUAUUUCAAAGCACUCUCCAGAGCUGGCGCAGACAGUGGUGGAUGCGGGAGCGAUUGCUCACUUAGCCCAGAUGAUCCUGAACCCUGAUGCUAAAUUGAAGCGUCAGGUCCUUUCAGCUCUCAGUCAGAUUGCAAAACAAUCUGUGGAUCUGGCAGAAAUAGUGGUUGAAGUAGAGAUUUUCCCAAUUGUACUUACCUGUCUGAAGGACAAAGAUGAAUAUGUAAAGAAAAAUGCUUGUACUUUAAUUAGAGAGAUUGCAAAACACACACCUGAGGUCCCAAGUGCCGUGCCACAUGAUCUGGUUAGCUCUGAGGAUCUUCAAGUAAAAAGUAAAAGAGCCAUAAAGACUAUACUACAAAAAUGCACCUAUUUACCAGCCCUUGAGCCAUUUCUAUAUGAUGCCCCUCCCAAUAUUCUGAAGCAUGUGGUUGGACAGUUCAGUAAGGUGCUGCCACGUGAUAGCAAAGCUCGAGGACUUUUUGUAACAAGUGGUGGACUUAAAAAGCUUCAGGAGAUAAAAGCAGAACCUGGAUCUCUCCUUCAAGAAUACAUCAACAGCAUCAACAACUGUUAUCCAGAGGAAAUAGUGAGGUGUUAUUCUCCUGGAUAUUCAGAUACACUUCUGCAGAGAGUGGACAGCUACCAACCAAUUACUAAUUAA